AUGGGCAAAGUUCGUAGAAAUGCGAAAAAAGUUGUUAGAAAGCGAAGACUCAUUACAGACGAUAGUGAAGACGAACGAUUAAGGCAACAUCUCCGAGAAAAAUUUAGCAAUAAUAUUAAUCGCCGAAAGGUGGAACGGAGUGCUUGUUUGCGGCUUGAUGAAAACGGAAAAUAUUUCGUUUAUAAUGGUGAAAGGCACGAUACUAUUAUUAAGAAGGCAAGGGAAUCCUCGAUGAACAAAUUAAGCCAGCCAGAAAUUAGGAAAGAUUGUGUUACAACCAAGUGGAAAUGUGCUUUAUGUCAACAAAGGACAUUGCGUUCUGUUCUAGGUGAUCUCUUUGGACCAUAUUAUGUUAAAAUAUCGGGUAAAACUUGGCCAAAUUUUAUCGCGAAGAAACCGGGAAAAUUCAGUACAAAGAACACGUAUUUGCUCGAUUUAUGGUUGCAUGGUAUGUGCGCCCUUUAUACCGAAGAAUUACAAAUGUUUGGAAACCAGUUUCCAGCCCUUGAACAAAAUAUUAGUCGAUAUUGGUCGCAACAUUGCGCGAUCUGUUCCAAAGAAGGUGCGACAAUUGUAAUCAAAAAUUUAUUUUAUCAUUAUCCAUGUGCAUAUAGUAAAGAUAUUCUAGAGGAGCAGUAUUGA
Molecule: messenger RNA, 642 nt
Organism: Dracunculus medinensis (Guinea worm)
Lineage: Eukaryota; Metazoa; Nematoda; Chromadorea; Rhabditida; Dracunculidae
Source: the annotation of a GenBank genome assembly